AAAAAUAAAAUUGAUCAAAUGUGGUUGGAACCAAUUGAACCAUUUCAUGUCAAAUCGUGUCAAACUUUCGUUCAAAAUUUUUCAUAAUCAUGGCCAUUAGAACAUUCUCAUUUAACCAAAUUCGCAAUAUCUGCCGAAAUGUAGAACAUUUAGAAAUCAGAUUAAUGCAGAAAAAUGAUCGCGUGAAGGCAAAGAAAUUUUUGGAGAAACAUUUUUACAAAAGACACCCUCUCCUCGUUUUAUUGAACCUCGAUAAAAGUCCAUCGGGUAUAGAGGUUUACGACAAAUAUCUCGGAGAAGCGAUCAAAUCUGAAUUGUCAUUAAUGAUGUUGGACGAUCGUAAUGAAAUAAUUGCGCUAAGUGUGAAUCGAAUUAUGGACAGAUAUAGUAAUAAGAUCCAAUUUAAAGAUCCACGUUGUCAAAAACUUGCUUUUUUGGUGGAAGCGGUUGAUGAAAAAUGUAAUUUAUUCAAGAAAUUCGGCGUAGAUCGAUAUUUGAAGAUGGAAGUUUUAGCUGCGGAUCCGACGGUCGAAAAUGGAGGAAUUCAAAAGAAACUUAUUAAGAUAACUAAAAGUUAUGCCCAUCGAAAAAGUAUUAAAUUAAUUCGAUUUGAUACUACUGGAUAUUACGAUGCAAAAGCCGCUAUUAAUCUUGGAUUUAAACCACAUUAUUCCCUUAAUUAUGAGAAUUACGUUGUGAAUGAUGUACCUAUUUUUCGACCACCACCUCCAAACACUGAUUAUUCAGUUUUCGUACAGACCAUUGACGAUGGUAGUAAUAAACCGGAUCGUGUAAAAUGCUGGAAACCUACUUUACCUAAUAUUACUUUCACGUCUAUGUCGAAUGUGUUUGUUAAAGAAACAAGUGGAUCUCUUGAUAAGGGUGAUAUGAGGCAAAAAAAAAGUGCCAUAAUGAUUCAAAAUUUCUUAAAUACACAAAAAGAAGAAGAUACCCCAUUAAUAUAUACAAUUAAAUAA
Messenger RNA from Onthophagus taurus, 977 nucleotides. RefSeq names its product arylalkylamine N-acetyltransferase-like 2. The record is from RefSeq and is a predicted model, not a curated record. Gene Ontology annotation, molecular function: N-acetyltransferase activity. Lineage: Eukaryota; Metazoa; Arthropoda; Insecta; Coleoptera; Scarabaeidae.